GUCCAAAGAGGCGGUUCCAGCUUUUGAGAAAGCUCGCCAGGGUUUGUUUCCUCGAGAUCCGCGCGCGAGACGCCAUGGCGCCGGAGCUCGCUGAAGCUCUCCGGGGCCUUUGCCGUCGCCAUGGCUGGACUUACGCUGUUCUCUGGGGCUCAGAUCCCCGAGAUCCAAGGGUGUUAAUUAUGAAGGAUAGCUGCUACCUGGAAGAACAGAUGAGGAACAUGAUUGAUGGUAUGCGCAAUCAGGCUUACAUUGUUGGACAAGGAAGCAUAGGGGUGGCUGCUCUAAGUGGAAGGCACCAAUGGAUAUACUCUGAUGUCUGUCCUGCAGAAUUAAACUCACAAGGCCCAAAUGACAAGUUAGAAGUGUUGCGGGGUAAUUCUGAGUGGCAGCAUCAGUUUUCAGCUGGAGUUGGGACAAUUGUCAUCAUCUCUCUGCCAUCGUUCGGUGCACUUGAAUGUGGUUCAGAUAAAAAGAUAACUGUAAGUAUGGAAUUCGUAGAUCAAGUUGCACAUCUAUUUCAGCAGCUUGAGAGUAUGAGAGGCCUCCAGCAUGCGGAUAUUCCUCAAUCUAUAAAUGUCUACAACACAUCUUCAACAGCCGUUUCUGCAAAUUCCUCGGAUGUCUCUUGUUCAUACUACAAUGCAACCAAUUCCUUUCAUGAUGAAAGCUGUGAAGAGCUAAUGGCAACAGCACUGCUUUCAAAGACAUCUUUUCAUUCCUCUAGUGUUCUCUCUCAGAGAUUUGACCAUAGCUGUCAAUCUCGAGAAAUCAUUGGUGAGAUGAAUCCUCAAGUAUUGGGCAUGCCAAUAAUCUCUCAUUCGGCAUGCAUAGCCAAAGAUGCCAAUAAUCCCAUUCAAGACACUGCCCCCUUAUUUAGGAAUUCAUCCAAUUGCAUCACAAAACCAUCUCAAGGAGCUGCUACCGACUAUGCUGAAACUCAAGUAUUUUUUUCACCUAACUCUCUUUUAACACCUACUUCAUCUGUUCCUGAUAAUUCAGAGGUUAUCUGCUCAAGGGCAGAUAAUUGGUCCAAAACCCUUGCUGCAAGUCAAAGACAGUUGCCAGCCAUUGGCAUUCAAGCCUUUCCAAGUAUGUCUUUGAUUAAAUCCUCUUCGUCCAUUCCUUAUAUAAAUGCUUUCUAUAGUGGCGAUCCAUCCUUGUCUUAUAACACAUGUAAUUCGCCGGGUAUGGUUCUCAAUUCUAAACCUUCUAAUCUAAGCAAAUCUUGCCUUCCUGAUGUAGAUACAUUAUUAGAUAUGACACACUCUUCUUCAUCGUUUAUCCCAAUGACCAUUGCUGAUAUAUCAUCUGAUAAAUCUUCCUCAAUGCGGUCCUUUCCUCCAAAGCUUCCAAAUAGUUUUGUUUCUCAGGUUUCGAGAUCUGAUCAUACUACAUUGAGUGAUUCUAAAGAGAAUGAAACUCUUACUAGAAACAAUCUGGCAAAUCAACCACCGGAAAAGGUAACCACAUCGUUGUCUCUGCUACCAAAGGACAAUCAGUUGCAAGUAACUUGUUCAUCAUCAAAUCUGGUUGGAAUUGAUCCAUUACCAAGUGGGCCAGUUGAGAACUCUGAUACAGGUGCAGUGAACUCCUUGGACGCAGGUAGUGAUAGGAAAAGGAAUUCCGCAGAUGCAUCUCCUCAGAUGUUACAUGAUACGGAAUUGUUUGAUGUCAUGGACUUGGAUCUAAGCCCAGGUACUUUAGACCUGGAACAAUGGGAAACAAUCAUACCAAGCAGUUGCACAAACUUGAACAAAAGUGUCUCAGAGCUGGAAAAAGGAUCUUUCCCCGAGUUCGGUGAACCACAGUUAUUGGAUGUGGAUGUUGGAAAUAUCAAUGUAGCACCUGGGCAUUUUUCUGUCUCCUCUAAUUUCUAUGCUGCUCCUAAUCCUCAUCCUGAGUAUCAAACAUACAGAGAACAUGUUCCCCUGGUAGGCCUCCCUCGUGUUGAUUUCUCUGUGCCUGAAUGCAACUUAGAGAAGAUCAUGCAUGGGUCUCCAAAAGAAGCAACCUCAAUGUCUCAUAGCAAUUUGUGGAUUGAUGAAAGUUGCAGUGUCAAUGCUGAAAGUGCGGUUACAAAUCAUCCUAAAAAGUCUGAAGAAGCCACAAAGGUUGCAAAGAGAAGGGCAAGACCAGGAGAAAGUACUCGUCCAAGGCCGAAGGAUCGUCAGCUUAUUCAAGAUCGCGUAAAGGAAUUGAGGGAGAUUGUUCCCAAUGGUGCAAAGUGUAGCAUAGAUGCGCUGCUGGACCGAACUAUUAAAUAUAUGCUUUUCAUGCAAAGUGUGAUGAAGUAUGCAGGCAAGCUGAAGCAGGUUGAUGAGCCAAAGAUGAUUGGCGAUGAGAGUGGUGUCAUCCUCAAAGACAAUUCUGGCGGCGGUGGAAGUGGUGCCACUUGGGCAUUUGAAGUUGCUGGUCAGACAAUGGUCUGUCCAAUUAUAGUUGAGGACCUCAACCCUCCUGGUCAAAUGGUAAUCGAGAUGCUCUGUGAAGAACGUGGGUUGUUUCUUGAGAUAGCAGACAUCAUCCGUGGAUUCGGCUUGACGAUACUGAAGGGAGUUAUGGAAAGUCGUGAUCAUAAAAUAUGGGCUCGAUUUUUGGUUGAGGCAAACAAGGACCUCACUCGAAUGGACAUAUUUCUUUCACUUGUCCAGCUUCUCCAACAAACAAACACUGUUCAGUCUAGUGACCAACUCUCAAAGGGUAUCGACAAGGCAACUCCAGAAUUUGCCACCAGCCAGCAGACCUCCAUGCCUAUACCUGUUUCGCUGGCUGAUAGGUUGCAAUGACGGGAAAACUCAUCGGUUUGUGAGUUGCCUUCAAUGGGUCAUAAACUCACAAAUGACCAGUUGUUAAGCCAUCCUUAACCAAUGGCUUCGAGGAUUUUCCACCUUACAGUGCUUCAGAGGAAAGACAUUCUUCUGGAAAAACCAGCCAUCUUCGAAGCUAUUUGAAGGAGUACAGCUGAAAGUGCUCUCCCAAACUAUGCAGUCAGCAUUCAUCUGUAUUUUUGAAGGAGAAUGUUUCUGCUGAAAUGUUCGAUCCACGGAAAGGUUCUGAAGCAAAUGGCAGGCCAAUCUCUGGUUCAUCAGAGAUGGGAGAAAGCCAAUCAGCUGAUGGAUGUGCUUACAAGUUUGCAUAGAUUCUUCCGUUGUUUCCUGGUGGUUAUUUCAAGGGUACAUAUCCGUUGAUUCAUGGUCACUCUGAAGAUGUUUCAAAGAGUGAUCGGUUCAUCAUAAUUUAUUAAUUUCUCUCGUGUAUCUAUUAAUGAAAAAAACAUGAAAUGCUAAUGUAGAUACUCAGGAUUGAUGAAAUGGGGGUGUGCAGGCUUCAUGCGGUAAUUAAUGGAUGUUUCAUGUGUUCCAGUAAUGUUGGCAAUGCAUCUCAUCACAGCUGCCUUAUUUGUUGAUUCUUAAAGUAAAACAAUGAAUUCAUGCAGUGGUUAAUGAAGUUGGCUUCUUGGCAGACGGAGCAUUUCAA
Messenger RNA from Dioscorea cayenensis subsp. rotundata (Guinea yam), 3477 nucleotides. RefSeq names its product transcription factor LHW-like. Gene Ontology annotation, molecular function: DNA-binding transcription factor activity; protein dimerization activity. Gene Ontology annotation, biological process: regulation of DNA-templated transcription. The record is from RefSeq and is a predicted model, not a curated record. Bases 75 to 2786 code for a protein of 903 amino acids. Lineage: Eukaryota; Viridiplantae; Streptophyta; Magnoliopsida; Dioscoreales; Dioscoreaceae. The transcript is spliced from 10 exons.